AUGUCUUCCCAAAAAACUUCGGGUGAUCAGUAUCGCGACUAUCAAGAUGAUAGAAAUGCAAAGUCUCAGGAUGUUGUUUAUACAACUGCCAAUGGCGUACCAAUGCCACACCCGUAUGAGACUCAACGCGUUGGCGAGAAUGGACCUUUACUUCUCCAGGAUUUCCACUUGAUAGACCUCCUUUCACAUUUCGACCGCGAGAGAAUCCCAGAGCGUGUGGUGCAUGCUAAGGGUGGUGGAGCUCAUGGAACAUACAAAACUACAAAUGGGUUAGAUGAUCUAUGUCUUGCAGACAUGUUCCAAGAAGGCAAAGAGUGCCCAAUCACCGUUAGAUUCUCUACGGUUGGUGGUGAAUCUGGUUCGCACGAUUGUGCUCGUGAUCCACGAGGAUUCUCCGUCAAGUUCAAGACGGAUGAAGGCAAUUGGGAUUUAGUUGCUAAUAAUACACCUGUUUUCUUCUUGAGAGAUCCAGCCAAGUUUCCACAUUUCAUUCACACUCAGAAGCGUGAUCCAUCAACGCAUCUUACACAUGCUGAUGAUUCGACAAUGUUCUGGGAUUACCUUUCUCAAAAUCCUGAAUCUGUUCAUCAAGUCAUGAUCCUUAUGGGUGAUCGUGGUAUUCCAGAUGGAUGGCGUCACAUGCAUGGAUACUUUGGACAUACUAUCAAGCUUGUUAACAAGGCAGGCGAAUGGGUAUACUGUCAAUUCCACAUGAUCUCUCAACAAGGAACGAAGUUCUUCACACAAGAAGAGUCUGCUGAGAAGUCGCCCGAUUACGCUCAAAAGGAUCUAUAUGAGGCUAUUGAUAAAGGAGACUUCCCUAAAUGGUCACUCGAAGUUCAGACAAUGACUGCUAAAGAGGCAGAGGACUUGUGGGAGAAGGAAAAGAUCAACGUCUUUGAUCUUACACACGUUUGGCCACACAAGCAGUUUCCUCUCCGUAAGGUCGGAGAGUUGACUCUUAACGAAAACGCCGUUAACUACUUUGCCGAAAUCGAACAAGUCGCUUUCAACCCCGCUCAUUUAGUACCAGGACUCGAGCCCUCGGCUGAUCCAGUGCUGCAAUCUCGUCUAUUUUCUUAUCCAGAUGCCCAUCGCCAUCGUGUUGGUGUGAACUACCAACAACUUCCUGUCAAUGCCCCACGCACAAGUUACCGCAUGGGCAAUUUCCAACGCGAUGGCGGCAUGGCCUUCUACAACCAAGGCUCUCGCCCCAAUUAUAUUUCCUCCAUUGAACCAAUCCACUUCAAGGGCCGAACAGUCAAUGCCGAUAAGGUGCACGGUCAUUUCACCGGCAAUGCCGUGACAUUCCUUUCCGAAAUCCGAGAGGAAGAUUUCAAGGCUCCGCGGGCCCUUUGGGAAAAAGUCUUCGAUGAUGGUGCCAAAGAUCGCUUUAUCAAAAACAUUUCUGGCCACAUGGCCAACUGUAAGAAAGAAGAGGCCAUCAAGCGUCAAAUUGCUAUUUUCCGUGAAGUAUCUGAGGAUCUCGCCAGUCGUCUUGAAAAAGCUACUGGCAUCAAGGGAUAUCCUGGGAUCGCUGAUUUGAAUUUCAGCGGUACACAUAAUGGGAUGGCUAGAGAUAAGGCAAAUCGUACAGCAAAUAUGAUGAAGGGGGUUACGUUGAGUCAUAAUGAGACUAAUGGUGCGCCUAUUAAGGGUGGUCAUGCUUCUACUGCUUAA
Molecule: messenger RNA, 1680 nt
Organism: Sclerotinia sclerotiorum 1980 UF-70
Lineage: Eukaryota; Fungi; Ascomycota; Leotiomycetes; Helotiales; Sclerotiniaceae
Exons: 1
Coding region: 1-1680 (559 amino acids)
Biological process (GO): response to hydrogen peroxide; hydrogen peroxide catabolic process
Cellular component (GO): cytoplasm; mitochondrion; peroxisome
Molecular function (GO): catalase activity; heme binding
Source: RefSeq, a predicted model, not a curated record